Molecule: messenger RNA, 2709 nt
Organism: Serendipita indica DSM 11827
Lineage: Eukaryota; Fungi; Basidiomycota; Agaricomycetes; Sebacinales; Serendipitaceae
Source: the annotation of a GenBank genome assembly
AUGGGUGGCUCCCAACUCAAGCAACUCAAGUCUGCCAUUGCCGCCUCUGGACUCUCCCAGCCGUCCUCUCAAUCCUCCAAAAAACGGAAACGGGGCUCAUCUACGGGCGCCGUCCUCGAGCGACGCGACAAACGCGCAGAAAAACUGCAAGCACUCCAUGAACGCUUCAAUCCAUUCGAUACAAAGGUCGAAAAACUAAAGCAUGACAUUGGAGGAAGACGGAUAAAGGGUACUGUGGGACGUCCAGGCCAGGCAAAGCAAGCAGGCAUCGAGCAGAGGAAAAAGACUCUACUCGUAGAAUAUGAGAAAAAGGACAAAGCGGGCGCGCUCGUCGACAGACGGUUUGGCGAAAAUGACCCGACAAUGUCCUUGGAGGAACGAAUGCUCGCUCGUUUUACAAAGGAGAGACAGAGAUCGUCAAAAGGAACCAUGUUCAAUCUCGAAGACGACGACGAGCUCACGCAUUAUGGUCAAAGCCUCUCAAAACUAGACGACUUUGACAAUGUCGGUCUGCAGCUGGACGAAGACGAGGAAGAUGAUGCUGGGCAAAUCGAUGCCGCCACCGUCCGAGCCACCCACUUCCAGGGGUUUAGCGACGAAGAAGACGGUGACCAUGAGGACGGGCCACCCCGCAAAAAGACCAAAGCCGAGGUCAUGGCAGAGGUCAUUGCAAAGAGCAAAGAGCACAAGUAUGCUCGACAAAUGCAACGAGAACAAGACGAAAACACGCGUCAUCUCCUCGACGAAGACUUUGAUUCGAUACGAGGCAUCCUAUUCUCGCAAGCUCCCGACCGGAUCUCACCCCCACCUAUCCCAUCCACGACUGCUUCCUCAGCUCUGAAUAGUGUCCCCGUACAAAAGCCUGCUACCGACAAGGACUACGACGCAUUUGUGCACGAGCUCGCGAUGGACCGUCGCGCACAGCCAAAGGACCGUACAAAGACCGAGGAAGAGCUGGCUUUGGAAGAAAAAGAAGCACUCGAGCUUGCGGAGAAGAAGCGACUGAGGCGAAUGAUGGGGAUGCGGGAGAGCGACGAUGAGGAUGAAGGGAGGGGUAAGCGGAAGAGAGGUGGAGAUGAUUUAGACGACGACUUUUUGCUUGACGAGGAUACGCUCGAGGGUCUUGGAGCGGGGUUAGCUCAGCCAAAGGACGAAGACAAUGACGACGACGAAGACGAGGAAGUCGAUUCCGGAGAGGAUGGUCCCGACUCGGAGAGCGGCUCGGACGAAGAGGAGAGUGAAGGAGACGAAGAGGACUACGGUCCCUCCGACGAGGGUGAGGAAGCAGAAGAAGGGUCCGUCGAAGCGCUCGCUCCUACUCAAGCCAAGAUAAAGGUCAAAACCAAACGCAGCAAGGAGAUUCCAUUUACCUUUCCCUGCCCAACUACACACGACGAGCUCUUGCAGAUUCUCGACGGCAUCGACGACUCGCAUUUCCCGACAGUCAUUGAACGAAUACGCAAGUUGCAUCAUCCCAGUCUACAUCCAGAUAACAAAACCAAGUUGCAGGCACUCAUAGGUGUUCUCCUUGAUCAUGCUCUGUACGUUGCCAGCGGGGAUUCACCGUCGGCGACGAUUCUAGACGCCAUCGCAUCGCACACAUAUAGCCUCACCAAAACCUAUCCCAUCCCCUCUGCAGAGUUCUUCGUCUCCAAGCUCAACCUGAUGCAAAAGAACCUCACGCGAGGACUCCAAAACCCGCUCGAUGAGGCUAGCAAGACGUUUCCUGGUGCUCCAGAACUCGUGCUUCUCCGCAUUCUCGGCGCGACGUGGUCGACGAGCGAUAUGAAGCAUCCCGUCGUCAGUCCUGCAAAGUACCUCAUGGGUGCCUAUCUCGGCCUCAGCCGUGUGCGGAGUAUGACGGACGUUGUCAGCGGUUUAUACUUAUGCUCUCUAUUUAUGCACUACGAACAGCUCUCCAAGCGCUAUGUCCCCGAGGCGAUCAAUUUUCUUGUUCAAUCUCUUUUACUCCUCGUUCCAUCUGCCUAUCCGAAUGCACGAAAGGUCCCUGGAUAUUUCCCUCUUCCAGAUUUUGAUCUUCUGGAGUCGAAACUCCGCAUCAAACCGAAGAAAGUAGGGAGUCUGACGCCACGUGCGCCAAAGAUUUUCGAGUUGUUGGACCAAGUCACGUUUUCGGAGCAAGAUAAACUCGAUCUUUUCUCAAUGACGCUCGAACUGCUCAAAUGGUGUGCAGAAAUGUACAAGCCACUCGAUGGAUUCAUCGAACUCUACGACCCCAUUCUGCAAAUUCUCCAUUCCAUCCAAAGCAACUGCAGGAGCCGCUUAUCGGACACGACCCAAAGUAGGCUCGACGCCGUAGUCGACCACGUAUCUAGACUACUCAAAUUUGCUCGUCAAGCUAGAAGGCCCCUCUUCCUCCAAGACCACAAACCAAUCCCGAUUGCAACCUACAUCCCCAAAUUCGACGCCCACAGCUCCUCGUAUAUCCGCAACCACGACCCAGACGCGGAACGGGCCCAACUGGCCAAGCUAAAAGCGCAGCAUCGCAAAGAGAAAAAGGGCGCGAUGCGCGAGUUGCGCAAGGAUAAUCGGUUCCUUGCGGGUGUCCAGCAGGAACGGCAGGAGAAGAAGGAUCAAGAGUAUAAAGCUCGCAUGGCAAAGGCGUUUGCAGGGCUCGAGAGUGAGCGUGCGGAGCAGAGAAAGGAGGAAAAGGAAAAGAGAAGGGCGAAGCGAAGGGCAGGUAAAUAA